Messenger RNA from Paramuricea clavata, 720 nucleotides. The record is from the annotation of a GenBank genome assembly. Lineage: Eukaryota; Metazoa; Cnidaria; Anthozoa; Malacalcyonacea; Plexauridae.
AUGGCGAUUAAUGCUGAGGCUGAAAAAGUUAUCGCUUCGCUUUCUUCCCUUAAACUUGGUUCAUCGGGAGAUGACACUGAGAGAUCCACGCGUUUUUGGAACCCUGCACUCGUUGCAAUGAAGUUUUCGGUGGAGACACUGUGGAUGAAAGCAGUAUGGGAAACCGAAUCGAAGCCGAAUUAUGGCAUGCGGGAUCUCGACCCAAUUUUAGAAGAACGAGCUUCGAAUAAGUUUGAACUUACCGGCCCGCUUAUUGAUUCCUUCCUUCGCGAAUUGGGGAAAUCCAUGUACAGCAAACUCGGUCGUUCAAGAAAUACUGGGCUAAUGCCUCCUGUAAAGUUGUUUGUGCCAUACAAUAUAUUUCGGAACAUAUGCAAUGUUGCUGCUGGCUAUGGCGGGUCAUUGAAGAGCACCAAGUCACAGAUUUUAGUGACAAUUGAUUCUUUUAAUACUGCAUCAAAAGUGUUUUUGCCUGUAAGAUUUUCUGGGCAUAAUUUCUUAAAAAAAAGGCAUUUCGAUAAGAUCCGUCAAGAUGGACGUACUAUUUUGCAGUAUUCUGGAAGAGCAGCCGUUGUUGUGGGAAAGUCAACUCCUUUGUUACUGGACUACAACCUCAAGCAAGAAAAGCUGACGCUUUCAUUUUACGUUCAGCGUUACAACAAGGACGAAUUUUCCUUGGAUUUAAGGCUUCAAGCUCUGAUAAACCAGGAGCAAAAUUAG